CCUGUCGACAGCACGAUCAGUCUAGGGAAAUUUGUCAACAACAGGUUGAGUCUAUCCUGGCCGUUGUUUCAACCUCACCCGGCUGCAUCUCCUGGUCAAAUGAAGCGAGACUCGCCAUGCUCCCUGGGAUAUAUCACUUCAAACCCAGUCCCAAUGUGCAGAAUCCGAUCUCGUCCUUGAACGCGUCCAUCCUAGCCUAAUAUCGCAUCUCUGACGCCUUUUUACGACCUCUCUGAUACUCAAUAUGAACUUCUCUACGACCCCUCACGAUGACAUGACCAACAACUACUUCCGCGGCCUCCUCCGGAGCCCCCGGGCAUUCCCCCCAUUUGGCUGCUCCCCCGCCUCCAAACGGCCCAUCCCCAGCACCCUCGUCUCCUUGUUCCACGAGCGCAAAGUCCCCAGGGAGCUGUCUGAUCCGGACCUCACCUCUGACCAGGAGUGCGUCCUGAUCGGCCUCCGCAGCAGCUGUCGCAUCCACUACGAUCUCGACCUGCCCAAAAGUCUCUGGAUCGACAUCUCCAAAGACCUCUACCGCAUCACAGACCUCUUCUACCACUGGACGUUAUGUCGCCAGCGUCUCCGCCAGAACAUCGCCUCCUCCAAGAAACAAAGAAUCUCCCCCCAACCCGGACACAGCCCUAUCCACCCCCACCCCCACCAUCAUCCGCUAGACGAUGUCACCACCGCCAUGGCAGAGUUCAUGGCAGACUGCGACCACCACCUCCAAGCACAAACAUACCUCAUCCAGCAGCGCCUCGACCCCGAAAGCGACUACUGGGCCACCCCCGGCCCGAGUCAACCCACCACAGACAAUCAUCAUCAUAAUAUCAACCACGGCCCCCCAACCCCAGACAGCACCGACCGCUCCUUCGCCGCAUCUCCCUCCAUCCCAGCCGCAACAAGACACUGGCUCCGCCGCCCUCAAGACCUCAAAUUUCCCAGCCGACCCCCUAGCCGAAAACGGCCGCGCCAGGACGACAGCAACAGCGUCCUCGGCCGGCCCGCGCAGCGCGCGCGCCUCGACUCCCCCGACAGCGACCUCGCAGACGACGAGUCGGACUCUCCGCGCGACGCCCACGACGCCUUCGUGCGCUCGUUUGAGCCUGCGUUUGCCCGCUUCAGGGAUGAUCUCGCGCCUCUGUUCCGGGGCAAACAGCGCCGCACGCAGGUGGAGGCGGAGUCGAUUAUGCGGGAGAUGUUUAGGGAUGUGGGGUUGGCGGUUAGUAGGGCUGUUUUACGAUGUCAUGAGAAUCAGACUUGUUGAUGGUGAGGUGGGUGGGUUUUGUAUAUGAAUUUCUUUUUGCCUUUUUCUUGGAUAUGUUUGAUUGAGCUUUCUUGUUUAUUACUUACUUUUUGGAUGAUGUCUUUCUUCGUGUUGUACUUUUUAUUUGUUUGUUGUAUCUAUAAUACUUGUCUUGGUUACUGUAUAUAGAGAGCUUCGCCUUAUGUUUUUUCUUUAUCAGCAUCCACUGAAUGGAUGCUGUGGAGCUUUGAAUACGAC
Molecule: messenger RNA, 1504 nt
Organism: Aspergillus campestris IBT 28561
Lineage: Eukaryota; Fungi; Ascomycota; Eurotiomycetes; Eurotiales; Aspergillaceae
Exons: 1
Coding region: 245-1267 (340 amino acids)
Source: RefSeq, a predicted model, not a curated record